AAUACAACAGAGAAAGAAGUGCGGACAAUUUUCACGGAAAAUUCAAGUUCAAAAAAACAAGUUCUUAAAUUAAACACGCAUGUGCCGCGCACGCAACCGUAUAUUCCUAUUUCGCAAUAAGAGCAGUCUUCCCGCCAAACGUGUAACUCAUUAGACACUAAUUAGCGAACGUGCGUACGCAUCAUCGAGACUGAAGACACUUGAACGAGGAAAGGAGAGAGGAGGGGAAAAAAUCGAGUAAUCAAAUCGUAACUCUUGAGACUGACUUAGAAUCUUUACUUACAAGAAACGGACUUUAUUUAUACGCACGAACGGUUUAUUUUUUACACAACUUUUAACCCGGAUAAUCAGCGCGCGAAAGUGCAACCGACAAACGUUCGUGCGCCACUCGAGGUUUUGACAGCUCUGCCUCUGUUGCAUCAGCCGUGUACAAACACUGCCGCCUUUGUUCGAAUACUUGACGCACUUCUGUCGCACGCAACGCGACUGUUUUCUUCAAUUCCCUCUGUCUUUCCAUACAAGGCUAGCCAGCUGCGCCAUUCUUGUUGUGUGAUUCUUCCCAUCAGCCACACUACACGCCGUCCCCAGACUAUCGUUGCACUUUGAAUUAUCGUUGUAGUUAGCUGUUGCGAUGUCACACACCGCAGGAAUGGACACAUCGGGCUCGCCUGUACCGGAUGCAAUUCCGCUUGAGAAACUGCAGGAGGAUCUGAUCAUCAACUUGAUCCAGGAAGUUAAAUUUCAACCAAAUCUCCAUGAAUUAUCCACCGCAACGCAGGAAGAUGAAAUCACUAUGAAUGUUCGGGACAAAUCUGCUUCUGUGUUACGAUGCCUGAAAGUGCUGUACGACUCGCGGUCCGACGUGUUCUUCAUGGCGAUCAAUUUGAUGGACUGUUUCUUGACCAAGGUUAAGGCAAGACAGAGACACAUGGCCUGCAUCAGCGUGUGCGCGUUUUACAUGGCCUCCCGCACCCUGGAAACGCCCAUGGACAUCGAGCACUUGAUCUCUAUCUCGCAGUGCAGAUGCACUGCCGACGAUCUGAAACGCAUGAGAGACAAAAUAGAAGGUAAAUUGGAAUGGGCGUCCGGCACUCAACCCAUCACCGCGCUGACUUUUCUGCGAUUAUUCAACGAUAUGUUCCACGCGGUGGCGGCACAGUUGCGUCUCGGUGAUUUGUAUGCCAGUCUCGUCGUGGAAUCGAAGUUGGAACACAGUUUGGAAAUGGUGGCUUGCAACGGCGAUUGCUCGAGCUUCAAGCCAUCGGAAAUCGCUCUGGUGCUGCUGUGCAUCUUCCUGGACGACGCUUUUCGUCAGCUGGACGCGAGUGGAGAUGUAAACGUGUUGACUGAUGGAUCAGCCAUCGCACACCGCAUAGCUACCACGCCAGCCUAUCAGAUACUGAAGAACGGACUCGCACGGUUCAUCGUGGAACUUCGAAGAGAAUGCAACAUUUCAGAGAAAAGCUUCCACUGUACUCGCGAAGCAGUGGACGUCGUGCUGAACAAGUACAAUGCCGAGGAGCAGACGCCCCACAGACAAAAUCUGAUCUGGCGAUUGUCGUCGCGCACUGCCAGCAUCCUACGUCCGACUGAUGGAUUUAUAUCCGUAUUACCCGCCAUCGCCGAGCAUGCCCCACUUCCGCCUUCGAAUAGGAUCAGAAAGAGUCACAAGAAGAAUCGCAGCACUCGACGCCAAAGGAACAAGAGACGCUAAAAGUGGGAUUGUGUCAUUAUUUUGAAAGUGCAAUAUCUGGAGCUAAUCAGCGGCCACCCAAUAUCAAUCAAAUAUAGCAAAGCGCGAGAUUUUGUUUCGGUGCAAAGAUCAAAAUUUGGCUGAAAGUACAAAUGUCCAUGCAUCACGAGUGAACGAUCUGUCUCGACCAUUCUCAUUUUAUUUCCUCACGGGGCGAGAUGUAAGGCAUCGUCUUGCUGCGUUAAUCUCGUCAGUUCUCAUUGCACGCGUAUACAUAUAUCUGUGCAAACGUUUUAACGUUUUAUAUUAAAAAAAAACAAAGGAUGCAAACUGUUUCGACUGAUUAAAAUCGAAUUAAGGUAAAAGUAAUUGUAUAAGGGGAGGGAAGGGGGAAGAAAGGCAGGUAAAUGCCGCAAAAGUAGCAAAAGGAAUCACUUUUAAGAAACUUGUGAUACGUUAUUCAUUAUAAUUAAUAUCAGUUAAUUAACCCCUUGCCGUACGAUUUAGUUGGCACCGCGCGGGCCGCACUGACUUUCGUUUAUGUCUGGCCCGUAAUCUCUACCACGAGUCUGACUCGUGAUUUUCAUGUUCAGUCCGGAUUCCGCACCACGACUCGUGCAGCAAGGGGUUAAUAUUAGUAAAAGUGAAUAUAAAAAUAAUGUCACGCGGUAGAAGAGCAUCGCGCGAAUAAACGUAUAUGUAUAUAUAGUGUGCAUAUUUUCGCGUUAUAAAUAAAAAAAAAGUUUAAAAGAAGUAUAAAUAAAAAAGAAAAUUGCGAAAGCAUCGAGAUAUAUAUAUAUAUAUACACAUAUACAUAUAUAUAUAUAAAUUUUGCCGUAUAUCGAUGUAUACGACAUAAUAAAUAAUGACGAUAUUUAAUUUUAAGAUACGAUUAUGUAACCCACUGUGUUCGAAAUGAUUUUUCGCCAUUAACUCGAUACGGAAAGUAAGAUACGCCUUAGAUAGUAUUCUAAGGAUAAAACGUUUUCUCGUUCUUGAGAGAAAAUAACACGUCUCUCUCUUUAAAUUAUUUCUUUUUAAUUCCGCGAGAAAAGUUACGUCGUACACUCUGGGACUUGCGGUAAUGCGUCCAGUUACCAAAAGCAUCAAUUAUCGAUUUGUUAGUUUUUAUCACAUGUGUAUUAUCUAAUUGCGUGAGAAGAUAGAAAAGAGGAAAAUGCAAAUGAAAAAUAAUACAUAUUAUACAGCUUGGUUCAUCGCCGUUUCUUAGGAGUGAUUCUUAAUAUACUGAAACAGACAAGCAAACAAUAUGAGAUUUAAAUUUAUAUUUUAAUUGUAAAUAAUCAUAAUUCAGCUAAAACAUUUCCAAACAUUUCUAUGUAUAUUUUACAUUUAUUUCUCGUCGAUUUGCACUGUAUAUGAACGUGUUCAAUGAUGAAACAAUUAUUUAUUUGCGACAGCAAUUUAAUUCGGGGAAGCUAGUCUGUGUUACCCAAAUUUACAAAUGUGAACGAAACGAGUAAAAAAAAAAAACAAAACAGUAGUCGCCCAAACAAUAUCAAUCUUAGCCAGUUUACUAGUCAUAAGUCGCAUCGUACCUCCAACUGAUGAUUAUGUGAAAAUACAUUCUUUUUUUGCCCCGCGGCAUCCUGCAACAUGAUACAUGGAGUACAUUUUAUUUCACGAAGCUUACUCUUUUCCAGUUUCUUGCUUUUUAUUUAAUAAUGCGGACGCAACAAGUAUUUCCAGAGUACUUAGCUUACUAACUCGAAGGCGAAUCGAGAUACGUGACGAGAGGAUAAUGCAUCUGGAAUAAGUGAAGUUACGUGUACCUCCGGGGAAAAAACCGAUUCUGGAUAUCAUUUUGCAGCGUAGCGAUCCAAAUAUGUUUAAAGAGAUUAACAACAAGAAGAAUUCGAUAACAAGAACGAAAGGAUUUUGUUCUCUCACAGAGAAAAAGAAUCUUCUUUUCGCGGAGAUAUUAUUUCGUUGUAUUAUAUGUAAAUAUUAUUUUGCUCAAGUGAUCUUGAAGUACUUUUUAUUUGUCAGUAUUGUAUGGUGUGUGCUUUGAGAAAAUGUAACAUGAAAUUUUUGAGUAUGUAACUAAAAUACAGAAGAUGCAGCAUGUUUUACACAUUAAUACAUUCAAAGUAUUUUUCCACAAAAAUCUUAUUCGUAUACUUCUUUUUUAAUUUAUUUUUCUUCGCUUCUCGUAUCGCGAAUGCGAUAUAUAGUAUAACUGAACUGGAAAGUCUGAAAUGAUUGGAACUGUGUAAUACAUAUUACUAGUAAGCAUUAUCGCAUUACCGUUGACAUGAUACUCAUUAGGUGAAUCAAUAAUCAUUGUAUUAUACGAGAUAUUAAUGUAUCGCAAAAAUACCAUUCUCAUUGUAUAAUCGUGAAAAACUGAAUGCAGGUAUUUUCAUCUGUAUUACGAUUCUAUGUAUAAGAGAAGAAAAGACUCGUCAAAUCGUCGAUUCCAGGACGCAAAAAUUAUUCUGAAAGUAAUUUAAAUCUUGCUACAACUUAAUUUUGUAACUCCUUCACGGAUACUUCAAUUGCGUGUAUUUAUAUAAUGUUAAACAAAAUAGUUAUUUAAUUCCUGAAAGAGUACUUUGGAAUCAAACAUUUUCUUCUGCGAUAUUGGAACUAGGGACUAAAAGGAUAAUCACAGCGAGGAGAACUUGUAAUAAGAAAUUAUAAUUUGUUGCAUUUAAAGAAACAGGGAAGCGAUGUCUCGCGUACUGUUGUUACUUUAUAUCAUGAUGAAGAAUUUGUAAUUUGUGCACAAAGCUCGUUUCUAAUAAAAUUAUACAACUGUA
Ooceraea biroi (clonal raider ant) is the source of this 4476-nucleotide messenger RNA. RefSeq names its product cyclin G (gene CycG). The record is from RefSeq and is a predicted model, not a curated record. Lineage: Eukaryota; Metazoa; Arthropoda; Insecta; Hymenoptera; Formicidae.